CGCACACUCAGAGGCAGGCAGCUUGCUGGAAGGCUGCCGCGUUUGCCUAUGAAAAUUACUUCCCAUAUGGAUGGCAUCCUCAAGUGCUGUCCCCGAAAGUCCGAGUCCCUCUGGGACUCGGCGUAGGAGACAGUGCUCAGUGGCUCAGAAUGAGCACGACCACCGAAAGGAGCCAAGAAUCGGAAUACGUCGUUCCCAGUGCUAACUCGCAAGAAGUGCAGCCAUCCCCAUUGGCCCUGCUAGCCGCCACGUGUAGCAAGAUCGGCUCCCCGACGGAUUCCCCAGCAGAUGACAGUGGUGGCGGCGAUGGCGCCAACGGAGACGCCUCGCCCGCCAAGACCAACAGUGCCACCGUGCUCUCAGCAGGAACAAAUGAGCUGGUGGCACAGUACGUACAGGCACCCACUAUGGGUGUGCUCAACCCAGACGGCACUGUCACACCUAUGCCUUCCCCCACAGUCAAGGCACAGCCCCAGGCACAGUCUGCAGUUUUCUCUCCUGGCACGCAACUUGUGGCACAGGUGACACCUAGCGGCCAGAUAACUUACAACGCCAUCCCACAGAUUCAGAACAUCCAGAUUGAUGGACAGGAGGCCAUUUUCAUCCCAGCAUCCUUCACUGGCGGCCAGCAGGCCAUCCAACUAGCUGGUGGAGGACACGCACUGCUUACUAACCAGGGAUUCCUGCGCCCGCAAGGGUUCACACAGAAUGUGGCCAUCCGUCAGGGAAACAUGGUCCAGACACUGCAGCUCCCAUUGGCAACUGCGGCAGCUCCCAUGCAGCAAACUAUACCAGUGCAAGUGCCCAUUUCAACGGGCAACGGCCAGACUAUGUUCCAAACCAUCCAUGUGCCCAUACAAACACUGCAGGCCGUUGCAACCCCGCAGGGAAACAUGCUGGCCUCAGGGCAGCAGCUUGCCACUGCACAAGUUGUCCAGCAGCUCGCACAGAUGCAACCGCAGAUGGCCCAGCUGACCGCCCAGGGCCAACUGCAGCAGAUCCAAGUCACAGCCACGCCCACGGUGGCAGCAAACCACCAGCAGGCAGCCCGUCCCCAGCAGCCACAGCCAACAGCAGCGACCCCGACGUCCUGGUCAGGGGCCACCCAGGUGGUGAUGACCUCGACGGGUGAAACAGCAACCAUCACCACAGGGGGACAACAGCAGGCCACCGUCCAAAGUGCCUCCAGCGCUCAGGCGCAGCAGCAACAAGCCCAGCAGAAUGCAGCCAUGGCUGCACAGGUGCAGGCGCAGGCACUGGCUGUGCAGCUUCCCUCAGGCCAAGUGGUCCAGGGCCAGAUGGGGCAGCUGCUGGCAGCAGGGGGCGCAGCCUGGUGGCCUAUGGGGGCCACUGCCAUCAAUGUCUCGGGCCUGGCUGGUCUUAGGUCACCCAACAUAAUUCAGGUGCAGAGCCUCCCUGGCAUCCAAAUGCAGGGGGCAGCAGGCGGGGGCGCAGGGCAGCAUCACCUUCUAGGGGGUGGGACCCUCCAAGCGCUGGGAAUCACACCACAGGGCAAUGUCAUCGCUUCCCCUAUGCAGAGUGCUGCACCUCUCAGCCCCCUGCAAACAGUGCAGGCUGCUCUGGCCAAUGGGCAGCUCUUAGCCCAGCAAUUCCAACAAGAUCCCAAUGACCCUACCAAGUGGCAAGUAGUUACUGCGCAACCCGUGGCAGCUCCCGCGGCCAGCAAUACCCAAACCCACCUUCAGGCUGGACAGCAGGUUCAUCUGGUGCAGGCACAAGCCCAAACACUGACUUCAGCCGCAGGAGGUGCAUCAACUCCUGUGACGGAUGGCAGCGGUGGCCUGGAAUCCCCCGACCUGACGGACGGGGGUGCCUCCCAGGGGGCUGCUGAUGGGGCGAGCACCCCGACAGGUGCUGGCAGUAGUGGUGGCAAUGCUGGCCUCAGGAGACUGCGCCGGGUGGCGUGCACUUGCCCGAACUGCCGUGAGGGUGAAGGCAGGAGCAGCGAGAACAAGCGACGGCAGCAUGUGUGCCACAUAGCGGGCUGCCAUAAAGUCUAUGGGAAAACGUCUCACCUGCGGGCCCACCUGCGCUGGCACACCGGCGAGCGGCCCUUCGUUUGCGAGUGGCUCUUUUGUGGCAAGCGCUUCACGCGCUCUGAUGAACUGCAGCGACACAAGCGCACCCACACAGGGGAAAAGCGCUUCCAGUGUGCUGAGUGCCUGAAGCGCUUUAUGCGCAGCGACCACCUGUCCAAGCACCUAAAGACCCACCUUAGCAAAAAGGGCUCGAUCUCCGGCGUGAGUGCAGCGGCCAACGCCUCACAUGACGACUUUGCCCCUGACUCCUGUGACCUGGAGAUGUCUGUUGACGUCUCGGACCACGACCUUUCGAUAAACGAGUCGGCUCUUGCCGAAAACAAUGGCACCACACAUGUCCUCUCCACUUGAGACUGCACAUCUUGCCAGCCCUAUGCAUCUCAUCACAUGUCUGACUUCUGUUUGCUGUGUUUCCCACAACACCUGUCGUGGUUUUAGAUGCGUGCAUUUGAAUGUCCAGCAGUUUUUGAAUCAUUUGUGCAACAAGGACAUGUCGGUCUGGGGCUUGAGAACAGCACUGCAUCUGUCUCCUGCUUCGAGCUAGCACAGCAGACCGUACAAGAGAUUUUGUUGCAUCUGUACGUUAAAACCUCGUUACAAUGAAAAUAACUAGAUGAAACUGGCUAUUUCUAACAAAUUUGUGUAAGGAACCUUUUACAGUGUAGACUGCUUAUAACGUAAGUCGCCGGAGUCUCGAAUAUCCGCACUAUAACCAAAAGAACAAUUUUAUUGCGAUAGCAAUUAUAUGGAUACUCGAGGCGCAUUUCUGCCGUCGCUGUCGGCGUGAGGUUUGGUAGAAAGUACAAGGAAAGUACAAGGGCGAUAAUAUCGUCGCCGCGCGGCGCCGUAUGCUGUAGGUGCGAGUGAAAGCGUGUGUGAGUGAGCUGGUGAUCAUGGCUAAAUCUCGGGCACACAAGGGAGGAAGGUAGGGAUGGGGGUAGCGCGUUCCACUCUGUGCGGCUGUGCACGCCUGUCGGCACCGCUGUAUCUUGAAAGCCUUCUGCGACAGGGGCACGGUCCGCUGUGCGCUAUCUUUUUGCAGCUUAGUUAGCGUUGAUAGCAGCUUAGAAGGUCAAUUCGCUUGCUGCUGCUGCUGCGCUUCCUCAAUGUAGCGUUUUGUCAUCGAGUGAGAUGUGUUCAUGUUUGCUUGUGCGCGUGACACUAUGCUUGUUAAUGCGCAGAGAGGCGCGGCGGCAGACAUGCUUUCUAGCACUCCCGCCAUUGCGUCAUUCUGCCCGCUUCGUGCGAGGAAUGCUGGGAUGCGUGGCUGGUGCGGCGGACGUAAAAUAGGAAUGGAGCUAUUCAUGCGCCAGCAACGUUUGAACGUGCCCAACGGGCCCAGACAUGCCGGUUCUGCUCCGCUGUGUCGUUUGAGUAUAGACACCAGUUGUUAGCCACCGUGACGUUGCGGAGCUCAAUGCUCCCACUUUACAUUGGAGUAUAUCUGCGGCUUGAGGAGAGUGUUUGCGGUCAUGAUUGACUGCCGAACUUCCAGGCAGCCACACUGUAACCGGUAUUUUGUCUCCCGCAAUUGCACUAUAAGCAGUAUGCGUAUACAUAGUGCUAUGGGAAAAUUAACAGGAGUCUGAAAAGACCGUAUUAUAUCCGGUCCUGCACUAUAAGCGGUUACGUUAUAAGUGGUCUAUACUGUAUUUUACUUUUUCGUGGAAGAUUUACUGCUCAUGUCAAGCCACUUAGGCCAAAAUUUUAUGGCAUGCAAUUUUUCAAUAACUUGCCUGUUGCAGUAGUUAAAAACUUGCUACAACUGUCUGUCACCUGGCAACACACCAAACUGCAGACUUGGAGGCCGCUCUACUUUCACACUCUGCAAGCACAUUCUGCCGCCACCAUUACAGGCUCCCAUACGCUGUGCCCAUUACACACUGUCACUUGGUUUUGUGGACUAUCAUGCCGAGCGUGGAAUAAAACCCAAGCAGGGCCAAGUGCGUGACUUGAAGCACAUGUUGCGCCGUCUGACUGCAGCUGUCAUGAACUGCUGCAUAUGUGCAGUUAAGUCAGUGGGCUUGCAACUUCACAUUGGAGCUUGCCUCUUAUCAGCAUUUUGUGAGGCACUGCAAGCCUCUGAAUUCAUACAGUGCUCAUUGCUGGAUGAGGUAGCUUAAUAAAAUAGCUUUUUUUGUUCAUGUUUAAAGGUAUCUGCUCGUAUCCAGUAACAAGCAUUGUACGAAAUCGAAGACUUGAAGUGCUCUGCCAGCGGACUCGCAAAAUGGAACUAAGCCAAGCAAUCACCAACAACAUUAGAGCAGGAUGUGAAGCCCUUUGAUAUGACUGAGCAUGUAGAGCAGUUCAUUGGGACACCACAUACUGCAAUCUGCAAGAACAAAUUGAAAUUGUCUGUGCGAAAAAAUUUUCACCUGUGCAUUCUUUCCCUUUUUGUGUUCCUUUGGUGAUGCACAGUAGGAUAUGUUGCAUCAAUAACUGUCCCUCCUGUGGGCAACAUUGGCUGUGCGGGCAGACAAUGGUUAAUAUAAAGUAAUGAUCAUAAUGAACUUAUUUAGGCUCCCUCUUUAAACAUCAUUGUAGCGAGGUUUUACUAUAGUUACAUAAAAAUAGACACACUCACAGUAAUAGUGGACUCUUAUGGUGCCACAAGAGAGACAGGUUGGUGUGAAGCUCAACCUGCCCUAGCAGGCUGAGAAAAAGCUAUAGGUGUGAGGAAGUAGAGAAGCGAGUAAUUAGUCAACAAGCUUCUCAAGUACAGGAGUGUGCACUACAGGUCUGGUUGCAUUCAAAGUGAGUAGGAGGCCUGGCAACCAUAACAGGUGCGAAAAGUACAACAGUAGCUGUGCCACUUUAACAAGAUCUGUGGUGAGCGAAUCAAUGAUGUGCACAGGACAAGCUGCUGUGUGCGACUGUUGGUCAUAAAAGUACAUUUAAAUGUGGGAAAUACAGCAAAAAACUACAGCAGGGACACUGAAUGGAGCACUCUUAAUUUCAAUAUUGGCGUGUGAAUGCAGGCAAAGAGAGGUGCAAGUUGGAGAUCUCGCUUUUCUUUAUAAUGUUUAUUAAUUACUGCUUGCUAUUAUUCUUUUCACUGCAUGCUUAGAAGAAGUAUUCAAGCUAUUAGACUGGGAAAGUUUAGGAGUGAGGAUCAACGGCGAAUAUUUCGGCAACCUUCGGUUUGCAGAUGACAUUGUCCUAUUCAGCAACAAUGGGGUACAACAAAUGAUUCAAGACUUUGACCGAGAAAGUGUAACAGUGGGUUGAAGAUUAAUAUGCAGAAGACGGAUAAUGUUCAAUAGCCUGGCAAGGGAACAAGAAUUCAUAAUCGCCAGUCAGCCUCUAGAGUCUGUAAAGCAGUAUGUUUAUCUAGGUCAGUUACUCACAAGGGACCUUGACCUUGAGAAGGAAAAUUUUGGAUUGCACUCUUGAGUGAUUACUCAAGUUUAUACUUCCUAAUUUGUGUUCUGUUUGUUCGCACUAUUACAGGAGUAUUAUGGCAGACAAUGGGAAAAUAAGGGGCAGGUUGGGCGGCAAAGGUGCUAGCAGACUCGCCAGUGCUCUCUUCAGUGACUCUAGCUGUAGUGUCUAGUUAUCCAUUUCUACAUUAUGCCUGCAUGAAUCUCUAGAAAUUGAUGAGUAUGUUUCCAUGGGCUGUGUUAUGUCACAAACAUCUUUCAUAAUCAUUGGGAGGACAUUAUGCUUGCUGGUUGUACCAUGUACAUGAUUGAAGUGUGUGGCAAACUUUGGAUAUUAUGAAUUUUUAUUUUCUUCACUUACUGUAAUGCUCUGAAGUGCCAUAUAGGAUUUAAUUUGUCCCAGAUGUUCAGCCAAACUGUUGCUGUCACAUUUGUCAGCUGUAUGUGCUAAAGGUUUACUUUAACAGAAGGGAUCACAUUACUACAUUGUGAAUUGUUGCUUUUUAAAAGUUGUGCUCAGCUGUGUGGCCAUCGUGGUGCAAUGGUUGAAACAAGGAGUUUGCAGCCUUCAUUUCCAUUACAGCAGGCCUCAUCAUCCCUUUACUAUCUUUAGCAUUUCAUUUGUUCCACAUGAAGGUGCUCAGCUCGAUUCUGGUGUGGAAACAUCCUGGUUUAAUAGCUUUGCAAGAAGCAGAAGCAAUAACUAGUACCUUACCAUAAUUCUUUUACUCGGGAAUGUAAUUGGAAACAGAAUCUCUCAAGGCUGCGUUUAUUUCAAAAUGUAUUUUGUUUUGCAGAGACACCUGUGUGCUUCCAUGUUGUAAUUAGUUUUAUUAUGUAUGUGCAAGUGGCAUAUGCCUAAAUGGUUGGUGCUCAUGAUCAUUUGUGAAUAGCAUAUUUAUUUUAAUGUUAAGUGAGCUAUAUUUAUUUUUUCAGACUUUUUUCAGCAUAAUGCACAUAUAGUAAAUGCUGUCAGAAUGGCUUCAAUGUACUGGCUGUUGCAUUGAUUAUGAAUUCCAGCUCACUUUUUAGCGUACUCCAGUUAGCAGGAACGCAGGAGCUGCCAAAAAUGAAUUUUUUUUUUUUUUACUUCCUUAAAAAUGCAUGACUAAAAGGUAUAGAAGCACCACACACCUUUCUCUGUGAGCACACAGUCCCCUUCAAUUCCAGGCUCUAUGCCCAACGAACAAGGACCCGGAUCUUUCAAGAGUUCUGAAGAUUUUCUGGGGCAGUCAUAUGUUUUACAUGUGCUGCUGUGGAAUGUGUGUUUUCUGUGAAGUUGAUGUCAGAGGAACAGGCCUUUUGGUGGUGGAGGUUAAAUUUAAGUUCAGCCCGUCAUAGCAAGCAACUCACUUCCUACACUUGACUGUAGCAGAGUAUCCAAAGUUUGCCGCACUGAACAUAGUGGUUACAUCAGCAAAGCCGUACUGUGUUGCCCCACGGCAUUUCCUUGCUAGCUAUUUCUGAGAAAGCGAGAACGAACCUUCCUUCUUUCAAGGAAAGUUCCCAUAAUUUGCAUUAGUCAGAAGAUGGCUGCAGGUUUGCUGUUGGUGCUUUGUCGUGGAGAGUCGAUUACUUGCAGAUUUCCUGCAAGUUGUAAAGAUUAAUGUGAAAAUUUUAUGCUCAUAUGUGUGGUACCUUGGACACUUCACUCGAGGUGACAUUGUGGUGCCGCUUUCGCACUUGUUUGUAAUCUUGUGAAGUACAAUUUUUGUUACUAAUAUAUACUGAAGCAGCAUAUCUGCAACAUGCACACUGUGUGCCAAGUUUAUGGAGUGCUCAUCCUGCCUUGCUGAAAGUUUUUUUGUCACCUGAGCUUCAUCAUUGUAGUACUUUUCUUUCUACUGCACACAUGUUAGUCAUUUGUGCAUGCUGCAUUUGUCGUGAGCAUAUUUGAUUGCUAUGUGCAGAUCAUCACAUCACUAACAAUUACCAAAUCAGUUUUGACUACACAUCAACACUGAGCAUAAAGACUGCACCUACAUUUUUUUCUCUCAUUGCUUUUUUAUCGAGUGUGUUGUACAGGUUGUGCUGGCCACUUUCAUAUGACUGAUGUAAAUACAGAUGAUGGUGUAGCACGCUUUCAUACUGGGUGUUUUUGCACUUUUCAUAUGCGGGAAAUGAAGUGUUGCAGAGUUUUGAAUACAGGUACCUCAUGUCAUCCAUUGUUUUGUGUGGUAUGGCUAUCAUCCACAAUGACAACUUAGGAGCAUGUUAAAAUGCUACUCCAGCAUAAAUGUACAGAUUUUGAAAUUGCAGCUGUCACAGUAUUCGAAAUCAUUUAGGUCAUACAAGAUUGAAAUGUGCUUGUUGAUGUUAGCAUCUCAUUUUUGCAGCCCCUUCUCCCAUUAAACUUCAAAAAAUUUGAAUCAUACAUUUGCACUGUUUGUGAGGGUUACUCUUUAUUGAAGAUUGUUGACCAGCACACUUUUGUAUAUUUUCUGAGCAGGGAAAAUGUGUUGUGAUGCCAAACACUAUGUCAUGAACUCAGAAAGCGUGUUAUUGAAGGUGUCAAAUAAAAUUGAGCCAUGUUGAACACCUUAUAA
Molecule: messenger RNA, 7986 nt
Organism: Dermacentor silvarum
Lineage: Eukaryota; Metazoa; Arthropoda; Arachnida; Ixodida; Ixodidae
Product: transcription factor Sp3-like
Exons: 11
Coding region: 150-2411 (753 amino acids)
Biological process (GO): regulation of transcription by RNA polymerase II
Molecular function (GO): DNA-binding transcription factor activity, RNA polymerase II-specific; RNA polymerase II cis-regulatory region sequence-specific DNA binding
Source: RefSeq, a predicted model, not a curated record